Messenger RNA from Styela clava, 2938 nucleotides. Its product is annotated as putative ATP-dependent RNA helicase DDX10. Gene Ontology annotation, molecular function: ATP binding; nucleic acid binding; RNA helicase activity. NCBI's taxonomy places the organism in Eukaryota, Metazoa, Chordata, Ascidiacea, Stolidobranchia, Styelidae. The record is from RefSeq and is a predicted model, not a curated record.
AAUUCAACAGCAUUGUAUAGAUAUAAAAAAAAAAUACUAAUCUGAAAAUGAGCAACGACAUUGCAAGCUUUGAAAAAUGGAAGGAAAAGAAAAAGAAAAACAAAGAAAUGGGUGGCAAAAAGAAAAAGAUGUUCGUGAGAAAAAGACAAUGGGAAGUCGAAGUUGAAAAAAUUAAAGAUUUGGAAAAGUUGUAUGAAGAGUUUGAUGUUACUAAAGCAGAGACCUUUGAAGAAUUUCCUUUGUCUGACAAAACUAAAAAAGGUUUGGAAAAAGCUGGAUAUUCUAAACCAACAGCGAUUCAACAGGCUUCAUUUACACCUGCUAUCAAAGGCAGGGAUAUACUUGGUGCUGCAAAAACUGGAUCAGGGAAAACACUAGCGUUUUUAAUUCCGGUACUUGAAUGUUUAUUCAGACAACGUUGGUCAUCCAUUGCUGGACCUGGUGCUCUUAUCAUAUCACCCACCAGAGAACUUGCGUACCAGACUUUCGAAGUUCUUAAAAAGAUUGGACAAUUCCACGAUUUCUCUGCUGGACUUGUGAUCGGUGGAAAAGACGUUAAAUCAGAAUCAUCUCACAUGUCACGAACGAAUAUAUUAAUAUGUACACCUGGUAGAUUGUUGCAACAUAUGGAUGAAACUUCCUAUUUUGAUGCCUCAAAUUUACAGGUUUUAGUACUUGAUGAGGCAGAUAGAAUACUGGACCUUGGCUUCAAAGCUACACUGAAUGCUGUGAUUGAAAACCUACCUACAGAGAAACAGACUUUGUUAUUUUCUGCUACACAGACCAAAUCAGUAAAAGAUUUAGCAAGAUUGAGUCUUCGUGAUCCAGCUUAUGUCUCUGUUCAUGAGAAAUCAAGAAGCAGUACCCCUGCUGGUCUAAAUCAAAAAUAUGUUGUCUGCAAACUUGAAAAUAAACUUAAUAUGUUGUUCUCAUUUGUCAAAACUCAUCUGAAAACCAAAACGCUGGUUUUCUUAAGCUCUUGUAAACAGGUUCAAUAUGUCUUUGCUGCAUUCUGUAAAUUGCGUCCUGGAGUUCCGAUCUUGAUGCUACAUGGUAAAAUGAAUCAAAUGCGGAGGAUGGCAGCCUAUGAUGAGUUCUGUAGAAAACAAUUCGCACUUUUAUUUUGUACUGAUAUUGCAGCACGAGGAUUGGACUUUCCAUCGGUGGAUUGGGUGCUACAACUUGAUUGUCCAGAAGAUGCUGAAACUUACAUACAUCGGGCUGGUAGAACGGCUCGUUACCACGGUGAGGGACAUGCUCUAUUAGUUUUAUUGGAGUCUGAAGAAGAGGCCAUGGUACAACAAUUACAAGACAGAAAGGUUCCAAUUAGUAAAACUGAAAUAAACACUGAAAAAUUCACAAAUAUCAAUUCACGUUUGGAAUCAUUUUGUGCUGCUGAUCUUGAACUUAAACAAAGAGCACAGAGGUGUUUUGUCUCGUAUAUCCGAUCUGUGUUUUUGAUGAAGAACAAAUCAGUAUUCUCUGUUCAAUCACUACUUCUUGCUGAAUAUUCACAAUCACUCGGACUUGCAGUCACACCCCGAGUUCGAUUCCUACAGAAACAUGAAGCAAAUAAAAAUAAGAAUAAAACAAGUGUUGACGAAAAUUCCAAUAUGAUAAUAUCGAACAAUAAUCAUGAGAAAGAAGCAUUUAGUGGACUGGACACAAGUGAAAAUGAUGUUGGCGAUAUGUUCCAAGUCAAGAAAAAAGAUGUUUUCAACCUUGAAGAUGAUGAUUCGGAGAAUGGAGAGAAAGACGGCAAACCAUCCAAAGAUAAAACGAUGACCAAUGUUGGUGCCAUCAAGAAGCUUUUGAAGAAAAAAUACAAAUAUAAUCAAAAGAUUCUUUUUGAUGAAAAAGGAGAGCUGGUUGAAUCUUGGCCUCCGGUUGAUCCAAAAAUUUAUAGUGAAGAAGGUGUAGCUGAUGAUGACAAUUCUGAAGGUCUUGAUAUUGAAAAAGCCAAAAUAGAAAUGCAAGAAAGGGAUGCUGUGGACAGACAACGACAUAAAGAGAAGGUUAAGUUAAAACAUCAGGAGAAACGACAUAAAGAUAAAGAAAUGAGACGACAGUUACAGGCGAAAAAAGAAGGGAGAUCAUAUAAAAAAGAUGAAGAGGAGGUAGUUGCUCAUUUGGGAGAUUCUCAACAAUACGACAAUUCAGAGGAUGAAAACAGUGAUCUGGCCGAAACAUUUAGUGUUGAUGCUGAUAUUGAGGAACAGUUUUCUAGAAAGAGGACUUUGGAUGAUUUCAAUGACAGACAAAAUGACUCACCUAAGAAAACAAAAUUAAAAACAAACACUUUGUCGGACAUGAUGAUUGAUUCAGGGUUUUCUUUAGAAGAUGAUGAACAAUUAGCAUUACAUUUAUUGCGGAAAUAAAAUGCUGGUCAAGGAAAUCACUCAAUGCACUGUGUACUGAUCCGAUUCUUUACAUUUUGCAUGGAUUAGGAAUAACACAUAACAUUACUUAUUCAUCUUUUUGGAAAUUUGUAAUGGACUUGGGUGGUUGUUUGGAAAAACAAAUAUAGUUAGUUUUCAUUUUGGGCAGUGUUACUGACAUACUUCUUUUACAUUGCAUGAUUGCUACCAGCUAUAUUCAUGUUGCGGAUAAAUGAAGCACAAGUAAUGUCUUUUCCAUAUCAUGUGCCCGGAUGAAAUUUUUCUGUAUAAAAAUUCGAAACAAUGGUAAAUCACUUUGUUUUGAUAACACGUGCUGUGCUUCAUUUAUCCUCCAUACUUUUCGGUCUUUGCUUGAAAAUCUUGACACUGUAGUUACCACAGAACAAAACCUAACAUGCCUAUGAAGUGGACUUAACUUUGGAGUAUUGAUUCAACAUAUAUACAUGUAUACCAGCAAAGACUUCACCCGCAAAUGAAUCAAUUCCAUUUUUUAUUGUUUUCCGAUUUAAAAAAAUAGAAUAAAGUAAACACAAGUCUUC